AUGUCUACCACCUCAUACCAGUUCGUCCCACCCAAGGUGUACAACGAACCUUCGUUCGAGUACGCAAAGGGUUCGCCUGAGCGUGCGCUCGUCGACAAAGCUUUAAAGGAGAUGAAGGCGCAGCUUCCGUUCGAAGUGCCCUGCGUUGUGGGCGGAAAGGAGAUCAAGACGGGGCAGAUGAUGCAGCAGAUCCGGCCCGACGACGUGAAGGGUCAGCCGCUGGCCGAGUUCCACGCCGCUACGCCCGAUGUUAUUGCACAGGCGAUUAAGGGCGCCGUCGCAGCCCAGCGCAAGUGGGCCUCGACGCCGUGGUACGAGCGUGCGACUAUCUUCCUCCGUGCCGCUCAGCUCGUGUGCGGCAAGUACCGUUGGCAGCUGAUGGCGGCCACGAUGCUGGGUCAAGGCAAGAAUGUCCUCCAGGCCGAGGUCGACUGUAUCGCCGAGCUCGCCGACUUCUUCCGCUUCUCCGUCCAAAUCGUCGAUGACGGGUACAAGCAGCAGCCCAUGACUGUCGUCAAUGAUGCGGCCAACCGCAUCGAGUAUCGACCUCUCGAGGGCUUCACGCUUGCAGUGUCGCCGUUCAACUUCACUGCCAUCGGCGGAAACCUCGUUAUCGUUCCCAGCAUCCUCGGCGGUGUCGCACUCUGGAAGCCCUCCCCUAUGAGCUUGUACGCCAACUACCUCACCCACAAGAUUCUCCUGGAAGCAGGUGUGCCGGGCGACGUAAUCCAGUUCAUCCCUGGCGACGCUGUGGCGAUCACCAAGCAGUGCUUCGAGCACCGCGACUUUGCCGCCCUUCACUUCGUUGGCUCCAGCAAGGUCCUCCGCGACCUCUGGGAGCAGGUCGGCGCCAACAUCCACAAGUACCGCUCGUACCCGCGCAUCGUGGGCGAGACCGGCGGCAAGAACUACCACCUCCUGCAUCCCAGUGCGGACUUCGAGUCGACGAUCACCCAGGCUAUCCGUGCCGGAUUCGAGUACCAGGGUCAGAAGUGCAGCGCCCUCGGACGCCUCUACAUUCCCCGCAGCAUGUAUGAGGCUGGGUGGCUAAACCAGCUCGUCGAGCAGGUGAAGACAAUCGUUCAGGGACCUGUCGACCAGUACCCCUCGUUCAUGGGCCCGGUCAUCAGUGAGCGGUCGUUCGACAACAUCCUGUCUCUUAUCGAGGCGGCCAAGGCCGAGGGCGGGGUCGUCCUCACCGGAGGUAAGGGAGACAAAAGCGAGGGUUACUAUGUCCAGCCGACUGUGAUCCUGACGAAGGACCCGAAGUCCGUCACCAUGACAAAGGAGAUCUUUGGCCCGGUGAUCACAGCAUACGUUUACGAGGACGACGAAUUCGAGAACAUCUGCGACCUCAUCGACGAUACCACCGAGUAUGCCCUCACCGGCGCCGUAUUUGCGACCGACCCGCACGCCCUCGCCCGCGCGACAGAGAUCCUCCGAUACUCGGCCGGAAACCUGUAUCUGAACGAGCGCACCCCCGGAGCCCAGGUCGGACAACACCCGUUCGGCGGUAACCGCUCCUCAGGCACGAACGACAAGAGUGGCACCUGGGCCCAUUUCUCCCGAUUCGUUUCGCCCCGCACUAUCAAGGACAACUUUGCCUCGCCUCCCACUCAGUUCACUCACCCCUCCAACGUGGCCUAA
This is a messenger RNA of Trichosporon asahii var. asahii CBS 2479, 1647 nucleotides long. RefSeq lists its product as uncharacterized. Bases 1 to 1647 code for a protein of 548 amino acids. The record is from RefSeq and is a predicted model, not a curated record. NCBI's taxonomy places the organism in Eukaryota, Fungi, Basidiomycota, Tremellomycetes, Trichosporonales, Trichosporonaceae. Gene Ontology annotation, cellular component: mitochondrial matrix. The transcript has a single exon. Gene Ontology annotation, molecular function: L-glutamate gamma-semialdehyde dehydrogenase (NAD+) activity.